UUUCUUCAUUACAACGAAUACACGUGUCUAUAUCGAUCCUAUGGAUCCAACAAACACGGCGCCAUUCAAUACCCAUCUCUCACGUCAUAUACUUACACGUCGUACCACGUCAACCACGGCACACAUGUUAUCGAUUGCGACAUUUGGGGAAUACCACUACUUGGGUGUGCUAACGAAAACGUGGAAGGUCUCCUUUUUACUCGUCAAAAGUAAAGAUAAAAAUCCGUGAAGAUGAAUCCCGCAGGACCAAGUUAUCCUAUGGCGUCUCUGUACGUCGGAGAUUUGCACCCAGAUGUAACAGAGGCCAUGUUAUUCGAGAAAUUCUCAUCGGCGGGUCCCGUGUUGUCUAUCCGGGUAUGCAGGGACAUGGUCACCAGACAAUCCCUUGGUUACGCCUAUGUGAACUUCCAGCAGACAGCCGAUGCUGAGCGAGCUUUGGACACAAUGAACUUUGACAAAAUUAAGGGCAGACCAAUCCGUAUCAUGUGGUCUCAGCGUGAUCCAUCUUUGAGAAGAUCAGGAGUUGGAAAUAUCUUCAUUAAAAACUUGGACAAAAGUAUUGAUAACAAGGCCUUGUACGACACAUUUUCUGCGUUUGGAAAUAUAUUGUCCUGUAAUAUUGCUGCUGAUGAAAACGGCUCCAAAGGCUAUGGAUUUGUACAUUUUGAAACCGAUGAAGCUACCAGAAAUGCCAUUGACAAGGUCAAUGGCAUGUUGUUGAACUGCAAGAAAGUGUUUGUCGGCAGAUCCAUGUCCAAAAAGGAGAGGAUGGAGGUCCUGGGAGACAAAGCCAAGAAAUUCACCAAUGUGUACGUCAAAAACUUUGGAGAGGAGCUUGAUGAUGCAAAAAUCUUUGAGCUCCUUGAACCCUAUGGAAAAAUAAUCAGCGCAAAGGUGAUGUCUGCUGAGGAUGGAGCCCCAGGAAAAUGUGGCUUUGUCAGCUUUGAGGACCCCGAGGCAGCUGAAAGGGCUGUUGAAGAACUCAACGGACGGGAGAUUAAUGGACGAAUCCUGUUUGCUGGCCGAGCUCAGAAAAACGCAGAAAGACAGCCUAAUCUGAAGGAGAAAUUUGAGCGCCUCAAGAUGGAGCGAGCAAACCGUUCCCGGGACGUCAAUCUGUAUGUCAAACACCUUGAAGAUACAAUUGAUGACGAGAAAUUGAGGAAAGAAUUCUCUCAAUUCGGAACCAUCACCAGUGCUAAGGUGAUGAGAGACGGUGGUCGCUCCACAGGCUUUGGGUUUGUGUGCUUCAGCUCUCCUGAGGAAGCCACAAAGGCUGUGACGGAAAUGAACGGCCGCAUCAUUGUGUCCAAGCCCCUGUAUGUGGCCCUGGCUCAGCGUAAGGAGGACCGUAAGGCCCACCUCGCCUCUCAGUACAUGCAGAGGAUGGCACAGAUGAGGCAACGGAUGGGCCAGAUGUUCCAGCCCUCUGGUGCCGGAUACUUUGUGCCCACGAUGCCCCAGACAGCCCAGAGGGGAUUCUUCCCACCCACCCAGAUCCCCCAGGUGCGCAGCAGCCCCAGGUGGCACGCCCAGGUUAGGCCGACUGUACGGCCCGCUGCAGCCUGGUGGACGCCCAGGCUACAAGUUCACCCAGAACAUGCGCAACCCUCCGCAGACCCCCGUCAUUCAGCAGCAGGCCAUGCCACAGGUGAGCAAGCCCAAGGUGGUUCAGAAAAGACGUCUUUGCUCUUGAUCACUCUACAUAGCAGAGUUGUUUCCCUUGUUUGCUGUAAAUUCUAACCCCUUCACAAACUUCUGAUUGCACGAAGAUGUGAUAGACAAUGUGUCACAUAGAGGUUGAUACAUAUUACGGUCUAUUAUUUGUGUUAGCAUGAUUUGAGGCUUGAAGACUUUUGUGUGGGGUUAUUCCCCUUUUGAUUAAGAGUAAAAUUAAAGGGCAAAUUCCACAAAGCCAUUUCUGAAAGCCAAAUCAAAUGUUAAAAUCUUUUUCACAAUGCAAUGGAAGGUGAAAUUUUGACACCUGUCUUAAAUAGUAUUGAUGAGGUGAACAAAAAACGCUACAACGUUGGAUACUGCAUUGAAUAAAAGCCUUCGUGAUGGCCUGGACACUUGCAUGUAACUUGGCUAAUAUGAGUUUCAUUUGCAAGAAAAUAACCAGGUUAUCUAAGUUGCCUAAACUUAGCAGAUCAAGUGAAUACUGAACUGCUAGUAUGUACUUAACAGAAACGAUAACUUCAUGAUUUUGACAGGUUGAGGAUGCUGUGGCUGUACUGCAGGCUCACCAAGCUAAAGAGGCUGCCAGCGCUGGUGCCAAGAAAGAAUAGGGUUCUCCGCAGAAGGGGAGAUAACUGGUCGGCCAGUACUACACACCUACACGGCACUGGAUUAUGGUGACAAAAAGACUAUGAUAUCACUGACACCAACAGUGGGGCGAUCCACGUCAUUCGAUAUUUUAUUCAUUUUAAGAUGUAUAGUAGUUUUCGUCCUUAACGCUCUUUCGUUAUUAUUCAAAACUAAGUAGUGUACCGCAUGAGAUUAACACACUGUUAUAUUUGAUCCAUAUUUGUCCGUGAAAUUGUU
Liolophura sinensis is the source of this 2544-nucleotide messenger RNA. Its product is annotated as polyadenylate-binding protein 1A-like. Bases 232 to 1743 code for a protein of 503 amino acids. The transcript is spliced from 9 exons. The record is from RefSeq and is a predicted model, not a curated record. NCBI's taxonomy places the organism in Eukaryota, Metazoa, Mollusca, Polyplacophora, Chitonida, Chitonidae. Gene Ontology annotation, molecular function: RNA binding.